Molecule: messenger RNA, 2980 nt
Organism: Oncorhynchus mykiss (rainbow trout)
Lineage: Eukaryota; Metazoa; Chordata; Actinopteri; Salmoniformes; Salmonidae
Source: RefSeq, a predicted model, not a curated record
UGACCUGUCUAACUGUCCUCUGAUUGGCUGAAGCCAUGCAACAAGACUGGCCACCCUAUGUGAUCAACAGGCCGGCCUACUCGCUCCCAGACUUCGAUAGGAAGUUUGACAUGAAGAAACGGACCUUCCCCAUAGGACAGAAAGUAAAGAAAUGCUUCAGGUGCUCUGGGUCUCGACUCAAGUCCCUGCUGUUCAGACACCUGCCUAUCCUAAGCUGGCUGCCCAAGUACAAGGUGAAGGAGAACCUCCUCUGUGAUGUCAUCAGUGGGGUCAGCGCAGGUACCAUUCAGGUUCCUCAAGGCAUGGCCUUUGCCCUGCUGGCUAAUCUACCUCCUGUCAAUGGCCUCCACUCCUCCUUCUUUCCUCUCAUCCCCUACUUCUUCAUGGGCACUGCUCACCAAAUGGUCCCAGGUACCUUUGCUGUGCUUAGUAUCAUGGUGGGCAUGGAGUGCCUGAAGCUGGCCCCUGAGUCUGACUUCAGCCACUUCAAUGCCACCAUUAACGCCACAGUGAUGGAUGAGGACAGGAUGAACGAGGUUCGACUGGGCAUCUCUGGGACGCUGGCCUGCCUCACUGCUAUCAUACAGAUGAGCCUGGGCUUGAUGCAGUUUGGCUUUGUGGCCAUCUACCUGUCCGAGUCCUUCGUCAGAGGGUUUAUGACAGCAGCUGGACUGCAGAUCCUGAUCUCUGUACUAAAGUACAUCUUUGGCAUCAAAGUGCCUUCCUACAGUGGACCACUAGCCACUAUCAAUACUCUUAAAGAUAUAGUUUAUGGCCUGCCUAACACCAACAUAGCUUCGCUGGUCUUUGCUCUGAUCAGCAGUGUGGUUAUUAUAACAGUGAAGGAGCUGGGUGCACGCUACCACCAGAAGCUACCCUUCCGCAUCCCCAUGGAGAUCAUCAUUGUGGUGGUGGCCACAGCCAUAUCGGGCCCCCUGGACCUGCCUGAUAAGUAUCACAUCGACAUAGUGGGGAAGAUUCCCCUAGGAUUUCCUGCUCCAAUCCUCCCAACAGUGAGUCAGUGGGAAGGGAUGCUGAGCUCAGCCUUCUCCCUGGCUAUCGUGGGCUAUGUGAUCAACCUGGCUAUAGGCAGGACAAUGGCAGCAAAGCAUGGCUACGAUGUGGAUCCCAAUCAGGAGAUGUUGGCUUUGGGCUGCAGUAACUUCGUGGGGUCUUUCUUCAAAAUCCAUGUGAUCUGCUGUGCUCUCUCUGUCACCCUGGCUGUAGACAAUGCUGGGGGAACAUCACAGUUUUCCAGUCUGUGUGUGAUGCUGGUGGUCAUGGUCACCAUGCUGGCCUUGGGGCAUUUCCUCAAACCACUACCAAAGUCUGUGCUGGGAGCCCUGAUAGCGAUCAACCUGAAGAACACUCUGCUGCAACUCUCUGACCCAUAUUACCUCUGGAAGAAGAGCAAACUGGACUGUUGUGUGUGGGUUGUCUCAUUUUUAGCCACCUUCUUCCUGAGUUUGCCUUAUGGAGUUGCCAUUGGAGUCAGCUUCUCCAUCCUCGUGGUUAUUUUUCAGACCCAGUUCCGAAAUGGUUCAGAGAUGGCUCAGAUCAUGGACACAGAUAUAUACAAAGAUCCCAAGGUCUACAGCAAGGUAGUGAAACUCAAGGUGAAAUGUAUAGAAGGGGUGAAAAUAAUGAACUACUGCUCCCCUAUCUAUUUUGCCAAUACAGAGAUAUUCCGACGAAAGGUCAUCAAAAAGACUGGAUUGGACCCAGGUAAACUUCUCCUGGCUAGGAAGAAGCUUCUGAAGAAACAGCAGAAGGAGUUAGACAGGCAAAACAAGGAAACAAAGAAGAGGAAGCCCAGCUCUCUGGUAACCAUGAGAUCUCAGACCUUAUCACAGCUAGAGCUUCAGAACGACUUUGACAUUGGUAACGGCAAUCCUUACCCGCCACCAUCACCCACCAGCUGUGUCAACUUCCACUGUAGUGAUAAUGAUCUGGGUGAGCAGUCUCCUGACCCAGACCAGCCCAGUGCCUCCCCUGUCAUCCUGGACUCUCAGCCCAUCCCCUUCCACACCCUCAUCCUGGACCUCUCAGGGGUCUGCUUCAUAGACCUCAUGGGAAUCAAAGUACUCACCAAGAUGUACUCGAGCUAUGAGAUGUUGGGGAUCAAGCUAUACUUGGCCAAUGUUCAAGCACAGGUGUACGAGGAGCUGGAGGGGGGAGAGAUGUUUGAGGAGGGCAGUGUCCCCCGAUGUCACCUCUUCCUAACUGUCCAUGACGCCAUCCUCUGUGCCCUGCAGAGGUCGAGGAAGACAGGAGGCUGUGAAAAGGCAGGUUGCACCUACUCCCACGCCUUAAUCACUAUGACCUUGAAUCACUUCUCAAAUCCUCAUUGAGCAAUGAGAAAGUAAAUGAUACAGCGACUACAUCUGAACAACAUCUUGUCUGCAAUUUGGUCAAAGACAUAACAAUUCAUAGAUGUCUAAUCUAUGGGACAGGUCCAGUUAAAAUAGUUUACAGACCUUUACACAACAUUUUAAAUAAUAUAUGAUUACUGUUUUCCAAUCCUCCAUGAACGCAUCUGAGGCAGUGAGGGUAAACAGAACAAACAUAUAACAAAAUGGCAAUGAUAUUGUUUUUUGUUAUUUUAGCUGCCUCUGAGGUAAUAAUGAAACUUCAUUCACAUAGAUAGACAUUUCGGAGAGCGAGAGAGUGUUUAGAGUCAGCAGUGGACCCCUGCAGUGGGUCGUUUGGCGUGGCUAACACCCUUCAAAGUCACUGCAUACCGGGGUGAAUCCCCACAGGCUCCUCCUCUGCAGAGCAGACAGGACAUAAGCCCCUGGUUCUGCCUACAUCAAGACUUUACCCCCAUCAUCUAUUCUCUAAGCAUGAGAGAACCUACAAAGGCCCUGUCCCAAUCCUCCAUUAACAUAUCUGGGACAGUAAGGGUUAACAGAACAAAAUGCCAGAGAGCUUGUUACCACUGCUAUACCAUUUACUUCAGAACUUCACGUUGAUACCUGAU